AAUAACUAGUUAAGAAGGGGGCCAAGCAACUUUGCCAAGCGUGUGCAGAGAAAGAAAGACACUGUGGAUGUGUUAGUAAAUCAAGCUUCAGUUACAACAGUGACCUGAAAAAAAUCAUCUGUAAUUAAAUAUAUGCAUAUAAUUUAAACGUUUCUGGAGCACCGUAAACUAAGAAACGGGGGGAAAAUGGUGCAGCAAACGGAGCACGGAGAAACAGAAAGCAGCAUGUCCAGAGAGGCUACUGAUACUGAAGAGAAUGAAUUUAUAGCUUGCAGCCCUCUUCCUCUUAACCCCGACUGGUGCAAAACGGCCACCGGCCACAUCAAGCGACCCAUGAACGCAUUUAUGGUGUGGUCGAAGAUCGAGAGGAGAAAGAUUAUGGAGCAGUCGCCGGACAUGCACAAUGCCGAGAUAUCUAAACGACUGGGAAAGCGGUGGAAAAUGUUAAAGGACAGCGAAAAAAUUCCUUUUAUCAGGGAAGCCGAAAGACUUCGCCUCAAGCACAUGGCUGAUUACCCCGAUUACAAGUACAGACCGAAGAAAAAGCCAAAGCUCGACAGUUCCUCCUCAAAGCCAAAUGCACAUUCACCGGAGAAAAGCAGCAGCAAAAUUUCUAAAACCUCCGGCAAAAAAUGCAGCAAACUAAAGCCCAGCAAACCGGGUGUCAAAUCGCAAGAGUAUGGGGACGAGUACGUAUUUGGGAACCUAAAAGGCAACAAGACUGUUAAAAAUAUUCUUACCGACGAAGAUGACGAUGAGGAUUACGAUGACGACCUACAGAUGCGCUUAAAACAAGAGGAUGAGGAGCAGAUGAGGGUUUACGGCGCAGCGAAAGUGCCGGCUAGUCCCACUCUCAGCUCGUCCGCCGAGUCGGAAGGCGCCAGCAUGUACGAAGACGUGAGGAAUGCUGCCCAGAACAGACUCUUUUACAAUUUCAAAAACAUCACCAAGCAGAGUGUUGCUUACCCGGCGUCUGUCUCACCGGCAUCCUCGCGAUCUGUCUCCACGUCGUCCACUUCCAGCGAGGAGCCGGAUGAUUUGCUUUUUGACUUCAGCUUGAAUUUCGCUCAGAGCUCCCAGGGAUCGGAGCUGGGCAACACCAAUUCAGGAAACCUGUGUCUGUCUCUGGUGGAUAAGGAUUUGGACUCGUUCAGUGAGGGCAGUUUGGGCUCUCAUUUUGAGUUUCCAGAUUACUGUACCCCGGAGCUCAGCGAGAUGAUCGCGGGUGACUGGCUCGAGGCGAACUUUUCAGACUUGGUGUUCACGUACUAAGAUGCGGGGGGAGGACCAGCAAGCGCAAAAAAAAAAAAACAUGCAAGGAAAGUAAUGAUAAGGGGCAGGGGAAAAUAAAAGUCGCGUCCAAGAUUUUUUUUCCAUCCCCGCCUCUUUCCAUGGUUUAUCGCUUCUUUCAGACUGGAGGCGAAAAGUAGACAUGGGAGAAGUUUUAAAGAUGUGUAUGAAGACGAUUCGCUUACAGACGAAAAAAAAACCAUCUGCAAAAAGCAUUAACUACACGAGACUCUGGAUUUUCUGCAGGUCUAUAAUAUGAACUUUUUUUUUCUUCAGUUAAGCACCGGGACCACUAACAAGGGGAGAUCUAUGAACAUUUCUAUGCAUCUUACCCGAUAAAGUUGCAGGGAGCAGUAAAACCGAGACUGUGGACUUUGAUUUGUAACAAAUUGCAAACGAUAUGUGAACUUACGUUGUUCUGGAUAUGUUACUUAGGUACACUUGUUUUGUGAUUUCUACAUGCCGAAAACGUUUGUCUUUUUUUCCUUAAAUUUGUAACUGGCUCCAUUAUACCUCCUGGUUUGGUUAAACAGCCCAGACCUCUGGCCAGCAGGUAUGGGAUAGGGAGAGGGCCGGGGGGCGGGGGGUAAGGAGGGGGUUAAGACCGAAAAACAAUUUUGAUACAUAACAGACCUCAUCUUUUUAGAAAAUAAAAGAUAUUUUCAGGCAUAUUUUUGUACAGUUAAAAGGGAAUGUUCUUACUGUGCUAUGCCAGUGAGAGGUUCAGGCACUUCUUCCCUUUUUCAUAUAUUUAGCAUGCAAGCAUAUUGGUACGUCCUGGUUUAAGGAUUAAAAGAAAAAAAAAACCUUGCAUCUAAAUGCCUUGUGAUUUUAAACUAGGUUUUGUACAGUUGUAGAUCAGAUUGUUGAAUAUUUGUAGGAGGAACAUUCGAUUUGGGGGGAGUAUAGACCUCAGAGCUGUUCUUAGUUUCCAGACUGUAUGUACUGUAAUAUAGUAAAGUUAGGAGUUUAUGUAUAUCAUACUCGUGAUAUGUGGAAGGGAUCCCAAAUCGCAGGUGUGAAACUGGAUUUUUUUUUAAUAAGGCACAUAAUGAGUUUUUUUUAUUUCUUUUUUUGUGCAAUAUAUAGCCUAAAAUACAGACCAUCUGCAUUUUUUUUUCUUUUGUAGCAAAUGAUGGCAAACCAGAUUUGUGCACUGUCAAUAUCAUUACCUGUCUCGAUGCUGGUCUGUAUCUUGACGAAAAAUAAUAAAUCAGCUGGAACUGAUAUAAAAUAUGGCCAUGUGUUAUGAAUUACCAAAUAUGGACCUUGAACAAUUAUUUGAUUUGCAGUAUUUUAUUUUUCACUUUGGAUACCUCUAUACCAAAAUCACAUCCGUAGGGUACAAUGUGAUAACUUUUUACAUUUUCUAAAGUAUUUAUGCCAAAAUGGCUUUUUUUUUUUUUUUAAAUGUUCUCCUUUAUUUAUAUUUCUUUGGUCUGAGGGACAAAAUUUAUCAUUGUUUGAUUCAGUGCAGCGUUUUUGUCAGCUAUAGAACGUCAUCCGAUUAUCGGUGUUUUAUGAAAAAAUGGAAUGUUUUAUGUAUAUAUGUGUCUUGCACUUAAUAAGCUGAACAGCUUUUCAGUUUCUAAGCCGAAACAAUAUGAAACACUGUAAAGAUGAUAUUUAAGGCACCGCAUAGAUUUGGAAUCGAUGAGCGUACUUUUUGUCCGUUUGCAGCUGGAUACUUUAUACAGGGGAUUAUUCAUAAUUUAUAGCAAAUUGUGCAAUUGCUUUGACCCAUCUUUUAAUAAAUAAUUGCUUACUAGA
This is a messenger RNA of Polypterus senegalus (gray bichir), 3060 nucleotides long. RefSeq names its product transcription factor Sox-11-like. Bases 187 to 1272 code for a protein of 361 amino acids. NCBI's taxonomy places the organism in Eukaryota, Metazoa, Chordata, Cladistia, Polypteriformes, Polypteridae. Gene Ontology annotation, biological process: negative regulation of transcription by RNA polymerase II; neuron differentiation; anatomical structure morphogenesis. The record is from RefSeq and is a predicted model, not a curated record. The transcript has a single exon. Gene Ontology annotation, molecular function: RNA polymerase II cis-regulatory region sequence-specific DNA binding; DNA-binding transcription activator activity, RNA polymerase II-specific.